Fraxinus pennsylvanica is the source of this 321-nucleotide messenger RNA. NCBI's taxonomy places the organism in Eukaryota, Viridiplantae, Streptophyta, Magnoliopsida, Lamiales, Oleaceae. The record is from the annotation of a GenBank genome assembly.
AUGAGCCACACACCCAUAUCCAAACCCGUUAACCCAAAAUCCAGCUUCUCUGCUCCUCCCCUUCCGCCUUUCCCUUCUCCGUUCACUUCACGCGCUAAGCCUUCUCCCGAUCGGGGUUCCGACAAGAAGAAAUCACCUGCGGAAAAGAGCUUUCUUGACGAAUCCUCCCUCAAAAACCCGGAUCUCAACCUCUUUUUACUCAAGGUGCUAUUGAAGCUGUCGACUGUGGUGCUUAUGUGCGUAAUUCUGAUUGCAUUUUUGGUGGUUAUAAUGGCUAUAGCAACCAGCAAACUCUUUCACAACGAAAUGCCUGUGGACUGA